AUGAAUUUGAAACAAAUAGUUUUGUUUGCAUGUGUGUUAGCUGUGUCUUUGGGACAGGAAUACCGAGUAUGCGUCACAAAUGGAGUGGUCCCAGCUUCAUGCAAUAGUUUGAGUAUUAACGGCGGCCGGUUUAUGUGUGAGCGUGUGGAAUCCAGGGUGGAAUGCGCGGAGAAGUUAGCAAAGAAAGAAGCAGAUGUAGCUUACUUCACUUCAGAAGAAACUUUACUUCUGGCGCAUCAACAACCCACUGACAGUAGAGUUAUUGCUACAGUCAGACAUAUAGAGAACCUUGAACCUUACGACUUCGAGGCAGUGGCUGUGGUUCCUCUCAACCACACCAAUGGUUUGGAAGGUCUCCGUGGUGGAGUAUACUGCCACCCAGGUUUCGAUGUUGAAGAUUCUAAGUGGUCUCUAAGAGUAUUGAAGACCCUUGAGCAACAGGCGGCCCGUACAGACAGAUGCCAGGAUGUCAACACAGCCGGCAAAACCGCUGAAGAGAUGGAAGUGGAUACCCUGAGCAACUUCUUCUCAUCAGCCUGCAGACCAGGAACCUGGAGUAGCAAUGACACCGUCGAUGCUAACCUAAAAUCCCGCUACCCAUCCCUCUGCAGCCGUUGUGGACCUGAUACCAGUUGUUCGAGAUACACGCUGGAUAUGGGCGUGUCAGUGGCUGGAGCCAGCAACGAUAACCGUCACAUCCAAGCCUUGGAGUGUUUGAGGGUCAAUGGCAAUGCUACCAACACUGCCGUGGCGUACGUUGCAUGGCAGCAUGUUAGACAAUUCUUUACUCGUCGCAACCCCAAUGACGCCCCGUUCUAUGCGGUGCUCUGCCCUAAUGGUACGCUGGCCCCCCUGACCACUGACACUCUGAACAACGCCAUCUCACCGUGUUCUUUCGUCCGUCAACCUUGGGGAACCAUUGUAGCUACUACAGACAAUGCAGCUGCCGUCCUUCUAGCCUUGAGGACCGCUUGGCCAGCAGGAUCCAACCCUGGCAGCUCUUGGCAGUCAACGUUAUUCACCAUGUUAGCUGGCCCAGCCACCGCUCGAGUGGUUUACGAGGACGCUCCUGUAUCGCCAGUGGACUUUACUUCCUCAUUCCGUCCAAUCAGCAACGCUGACGCCAGUGCGUCCUGCAUGCCCGCUCGCCGCUGGUGCACAGUCUCUGAAGCAGAAUUGGCCAAGUGCAACUGGGUGAGAGGUGCUGCUCAUAUUCUGGGUAUCCAGCCUUCUAUUACGUGUCUGAGAAGGAACACAGUCCUGGACUGUCUCUCUGACGUCAAAGCUGAACAAGUUGACUUCCUGGCAAUAUCUUCCACCUACGGCUACUUGGCUAGACAACACUACCAGCUAACUCCAGUAAAAUUGGUCCAGAACCAAUUUGCCAACGCGACCAAGAUCGCUGCUUUCGUUAAGGAGUCGUCUGUCGCUUCUGGCAACCUCACCCGCUUCGAGAACCUUCGAGACAAGAACGCCUGCUUCCCUGAAUUUGGUGGACUGGCGUAUGUGUCAUUCGUGAGAACUGGACAAGAGAGGGGAAUUUUGCCAACAUCUGAAUGCGACUAUGCGCGCGUUGUCGGCGAGUUCUUCGGAGGCGCUUGUGCCCCCGGCGCCAUUGAUGCCUCUUUCGCUCUCUCUGAUUCUUCCAGUUUCAAUUCAUCCAGAUUGUGCACAGCUUGCCGAGCUACGCCUGGUGUGGUCAACAUCCCUGACCCUGUCUGCACCUGGGACUUCACCACAAACCGCUACUUCGGUAACAAUGGCACCAUCGCCUGCUUGGCUGAUGCAACCAAUGAUGUGGCUUUCUUAAACAUCAGGAAUAUGCGAAGCUACAUACAGUCCCUUCAACUUCAAGAAAACCAGUUCCGUGCUCUCUGUUACAACAACUCCCUCGCCACGCGCACUGGUAUUGACAUCGAUGAUGGCUGCCUCCUGGCUCAUGUUUACGACAGCGAGAUCGUUGCUAGAAGAAGCGACCCAUACUACAACAGUUUGAGCACACUCUUCGACACCCUCGACGCAUACUUCGGAUACUUAGCAGCGAAUGGAAACCAGCUUAUCAACAUAGAACUAUACUCACCCUUCAACAGAGUCUCUCACUUAUUAUUCAGAGACACCGCCAUUGGUCUUGCUGAACCUAUCAGAAACCCAGACCUUGAGCUGGCCAAUAACUAUAUGAACCUCGUCAGCCACUUACAAUCUUGCACGGGCACCACACCUCCCGUGCCUGGGCAUGCAAACCGAAGCGUGUACUCCAUAAUAACCUUGUUCGUCAUGGCUCUAAUGACAAGAUUCGUUGUCUAUUAA
This is a messenger RNA of Spodoptera littoralis (African cotton leafworm), 2307 nucleotides long. The record is from the annotation of a GenBank genome assembly. NCBI's taxonomy places the organism in Eukaryota, Metazoa, Arthropoda, Insecta, Lepidoptera, Noctuidae.